UCAGGCCUGGCCUUGGAUGUGGCAGAGGCGGCAGUGGGAGACCACCCCCCGAGGGGAGACCGAGGUUAGGGCGCGGCGGGGAGGGGCGGGGUGGGACGGGACUGCUGUCUGCCAGGAGCUCCAGGCAUCGAGUCCACCUGCCCGCCAGCUCGUGCUGCGGUCGAUCCGCGGAGCCCGCGCCGGCCCGGGCCCAUGGCGGCGUCGGGGGUUCUGUCUGCCGCGGCGGCAGCAGCGGCCCUGUCGGGCGUGGCAGUGCGGCUGGCGCGCUCAGCCGCGAUGCGCGGCUCGUACGGUGCCUUCUGCAAGGGGCUCACGCGCACGUUGAUCACCUUCUUCGACCUGGCCUGGCGUCUGCGCAUGAACUUCCCCUAUUUCUACAUCGUGGCCUCGGUGAUGCUCAACGUGCGCCUGCAGGUGCGGAUCGAGUGAACGCCCACUACCACCUCCGCCCGGCCGCGAUGGCAGGGGCAUCGGCAUGAAGGGUCAUGGGGCCGCGGGCCGCCGGGACAUGCCAAAGAAGGGGCGGCCCAGGCCUCUAGGCCCUAGACCUCCGCGGAGGACGCAGCCACAGAGCCCCGGCUCCGGCCAGCCACGUCGCGGCCGGUGACGAACUGCACAGAAAACUAGCGAAAAGGGCCCUUUCCGUCGAACUCGAGAAAAUUAUCUGAGUGCAGCCGACCUGUUGCCUCACUUUGGCCGAAGAGGGGAGCAGAAGGAAGAAAUUCUUCAAUAGGAACAUGAAUGACUGACCCUGACCCAAAAGGCUGCCCCUCCUGCUAGGAUCUCACAGGAGCAGCUGCUCUGGAUGGGCCUGCAGCGGUCCUGGCUGUGCUGCUGACUGGUGCACCAGGAGUGGCACUGAGGGGAGCCGGGAGAGGCCCUGGCCCUCACCCCUCAUCCCAGAUCCACAUCUGCUCCCUCACUGAUUGCUCGGGGUCCUGGUCCUCAGUUCCUGGGACUAAGAACCACAGCAGCAUGGUUGCCUCCGGGACAGAGGGGCAGAGCCUCACACCAUGUGCCCUCCUCAACCACCCAGGUCCCGGCUGAAGAUCUCUGCCUGCCUCACCCUGAGGCCUGAGGCGGCACCCAGGCUACCACAUGUCCCCUGCAAAUUCCCACAGAUGGAAGGGUCCUGAUGGCUUCCUCCCUUGUGCCAAGUUGCCUGGAAACCCCUGGUCCUGGUGGCCCCUCCUCCUCCCCAACUGUGUCCCUCCAGGACCACUUCCGGGAGCCUGCCAGCCUUCGGACUGCAUCCCUGGAGCUCUGGGGACAGCCUCUGAGAGACUGUGACGUGGGGCUGCAGGGGAGGAGAGGAGCGGAGGACCAGGGGCCUCCUUGGGGCUGAUGCAUAAAUGUGUGCGCUUUUCAAGUUCAUAUCUCAUCCUCUGGGUCACUGGAUCCCCAGCUGUAGCCUCUUCCUGGGCCAUUUUGAGAGGGCCUGCAGAGGGCACUAGGGAGGGUCUUUACUUAAUAUGUGUGUGCCAGUGUGUGAAUAUGUGUGUGAGUGCUCAUGUUGAGUGCACGUGUGAGUGUGAGGAUGUGUGUGCAAGUUUGCAUGCACAUGCAUGAGGGCUUGAGUUUGUGAGUGUGGGGAUGUGUGUGUGGAUGUGUGAGUGUGGAUGAGUGUGUGGAUAUGAGUGCAAAUGCAUGAAUGCAUGGAUGUCUGUGUGUGAAUGUGCAGGUGUAAGAGUGUGUGUGUGGGUGUGAAUACAUGUGUCAGUGUGAAUGCAUGUGUGUGAGUGCACUAGUGUGUGAGUGCUUAUGCACACAGGAGUGGCUGUGCGUUGCAGAAGGCGCUGAGCUGUUUAGUGGGUGUGCUCUGGGGGACGGGCAUCCUGUCCUCCCCAGGCUCCCAGCUCUGUUGGAGCUGCCUGGGCCCUGGGAGGCCGCUUCCCAAAGUGGAGAAAGUAUGUUGGAGAUUCAGGGGCCCCAGGCUCAGAGACCCAUCAUCAUCUGCAGAGAAUUCCCCUCUCCCCAUGGGGCUCUGGCUGGGGCUGUCUGCCCCCAAAGGUAUUGGCCGUGGGAGGGGCAGGGACACGUCCUCAGCAUGUGUUCCUGCCACUGCUUUUCUUACCAUUUUGAUCUUGAGUAGUUUGCUGCUUCUGCUUUCCCGCUUCUUCCUCAUCUCCUCACUGGGCCUCUGCUGCUCUCUAUGCACUUUAUUUAUUUGCAGUCUCUUUUUCAGGUAGUGGAGGUUCUACGCCAUCACUGACUUGAAUAAGACAGCUUUCCCUUUUCUGUGUGUGAUGAACUCUGCACCAGUCAGCGCAGUCUGGUCAGAGAAGUGUUCUUGUUGCAAGUGUUGUCAAAUCUUGUGUCUAUCUAAGUUAAUAAAAAAAUUAUUUGAGUUCAAUGAAAAAAAAACAGAGGCCUCUUGUUUCUGGUGUGGUGCCCCCUUGGAGGAGAGGGGCUGUUGGACCCCACUCUGGUGGCCAGAAGCUGGGGGAGGGGAGCAUCCUGAGGGCUAUAAUUGGGUGGGGUCAUGGCAGGAAACCAAUGAAUGUUAUACUUCAUAUUAAUAGAACAAAGGGAUAAUACAUAAUCAUUCCAAAAGAUUUAAAAAAUGGAUUCGGUGAAAUUUGAUACCCAUUCGUGAUUUUAAAAUCUUUUAACAACAUUAGAAUUGUUAGGAACUCAUUCUCGUGGCAAAUAGUCUAUAAAAAAACCUCAGUAUACAUAAUAUUUAAUGGUAAAAGAAUGUUCCUAAUAUUGGGAACAAUUCAUGGUGUCUAUUAUUGCCAUUUCUAUUCAUCAUUGUACUGGAAGCUUGAGCAAAUGGAAUAAGCCCCCUACCCUGACAAAAUAAAUCCAUCUUGAUUGGAUAGGAAGAAAUAAAGCUUUAUUUAUUCACAAAUCAUCCUGUAUGGAGAAAAUAUCAAGUAAAGCACAGACAAAAAAGCUACUAGACCCAUAAACAAAUUUAGCAAGGCCAACAGGACACAAUAUCAACAUCAAAAUAUCAAUUAUACUUGUACAUACUAGCACCAAAAAUUCCAAAAAUGAAAUUAAGAAAGCAACUAGAUACACAAUAGCCCUCAAAAGAAUAAAACAUUAGGGAUAAAUCCCAUAAAAUAUGAAUAAGACCUGCAAACUAAAAAUUACUAAAAAAUUAUAAGACAUAGCUGAGAAAAUUUAAACUUAAUAAAGGUAGUUCAUGGAUUGGGAGACUCAGUAUGGCAACCUUCCCCAAGUUUAUUUGUAGAUUGAGCCCAAUAUCUACCAAAAUCUCAGCUGAAUUUCCUGUAGAAAAUGGCAAGCUGAUCUUAAAAUGUAUGCGGAAUAUACAUUUAUAUCACCUUAAACAGCCAAAACAUUUUGAAAAAGGAAAACAGAGUUGAAGGAUUUAUCAUACCUAUUUCAGAAGUCAUAAAGUCACAGUAAUCAAGACAGUAUGAAUCUUGUACAAAGAUAGUCAUGUAGAUCAGUGGAACAGAUUGAGAAAGUAUGAACAAAUCCUUAAAUUUAUGAUGAAAUGGGUCUUCUAUUAUGGCAAAAUACACAUAACAAAUGUUGCCAUUUUAACCAUUUUAAAGUAUAGAAUUCAGUAGCAUGAAGAACAUCCCCAAUGUGUAACCAUCACCAUUAUCUAAUUCUAGAACAUUUCCAUCACCACAGAUGAGAACACCAUGUGCAUUAAGUGUCAGUCUUCAUUACCUCCCUACCCCACUCCUUGGCAAAUACAAAUAUGCUUUCUGUCUCUAUGUAUAUGCUUUUUAUGGGUAUUUCAUACAAAUGGAAUCAUAUGAUAUGUAACCUUUUAUGCCUGGCUUCUUUAACUUAGCAUAAUAUUUUGUAGUUCAUACACAUUAUUGUAUGUAUCAUUCACAUUGUCUGUAGUACAUUCACAUUAUUGUAUGUUCCUUUUAAUGGCUGAAUAAUAUUCCAUUUUAUGGAUAUAUGACAUUUUAUUUAUCCAUUCAUAUGUUCAUGGACAUUUGUGUUGUUUCUACCUUUUCGCCAUUGUGAAUAGGGUUACUAUGGACAUUCAAGUACAAGUUUUGUUUGAACACCUGAUUUCAAUUUUGGGGGUCCACAACUAGGAGUAGAAUGGCUGGAUCACAUGUUAAUUCUGUGUUUAACUAAUUGAAGAACCCACCAAACUGUUUUACAUAGAGGCUGCACCAUUUACAGUCCCACUUAAUAAUGUAUGAUGAUUCCACACUUUCUCCAACAGUUGUUAUUUUUCUUUUCUAAUUUAUGGUUAUCCUAGUAUGUGUGACGGAGAA
Cervus elaphus (red deer) is the source of this 4226-nucleotide messenger RNA. RefSeq names its product small integral membrane protein 10-like protein 2A. The record is from RefSeq and is a predicted model, not a curated record. The transcript has 2 exons. Bases 193 to 429 code for a protein of 78 amino acids. NCBI's taxonomy places the organism in Eukaryota, Metazoa, Chordata, Mammalia, Artiodactyla, Cervidae.